This is a messenger RNA of Micromonas pusilla CCMP1545, 633 nucleotides long. It is a transcript of the gene ODA-LC1, whose product is annotated as flagellar outer arm dynein light chain 1. The transcript has 5 exons. NCBI's taxonomy places the organism in Eukaryota, Viridiplantae, Chlorophyta, Mamiellophyceae, Mamiellales, Mamiellaceae. Bases 1 to 633 code for a protein of 210 amino acids. Gene Ontology annotation, cellular component: cytoplasm. Gene Ontology annotation, molecular function: protein binding. The record is from RefSeq and is a predicted model, not a curated record.
AUGGCGAAAGCGACGACGUGCAAGGACGCGAUCAAGGCGUUAGAGGCGGAGAAGGGCGUCGUCGCCGCGGAGCAAGAGAAGGUUCUCCUCUUCGCGAAGGUCCCGCCGAUCGAGAAGAUGGACGGGUCGCUCUCGACGCUCAAGGCGUGCGCGCACUUGUCCCUGAGCACGAACAACAUCGAGAAGAUCAGCGCGCUGAGCGGCCUGGACAACCUGAAGAUCUUGAGGCGCGUUCUUCUCCUCGGAAAGAAUCUCAUCAAGAAGAUCGAAAACUUGGACGGCGUGGCGGCCACGCUCGAGGAACUGUGGAUCUCGUACAACAACAUCGAGAAGCUCACGAACAUCGACAAGCUCACGAAUCUCCGCGUGCUGUACAUGAGCAACAACAAGGUGGCGGACUUUAAAGAGCUCGAGAAGUUGUCGUCGCUGGCGAAUUUAUCAGGCGCGUUCCAGCUGCUGCUGGUGGGGAACCCGGUGUACACGGCGUCGGAGGACGCGCAGAGCCUCGGGAGCGAGUACCGCAUCGAAGUUUUGAAACGCGUGCCGCAGCUCGUGAAACUAGACGGCGUCCCGGUGGACGUGGACGAGAAGGAAAAGGCGAAGGAGAUGUUAGCGGAGGAAGCCGCGGCGUGA